Molecule: messenger RNA, 930 nt
Organism: Coccidioides immitis RS
Lineage: Eukaryota; Fungi; Ascomycota; Eurotiomycetes; Onygenales; Onygenaceae
Product: 3-hydroxyanthranilate 3,4-dioxygenase
Exons: 2
Coding region: 112-690 (192 amino acids)
Biological process (GO): quinolinate metabolic process; 'de novo' NAD+ biosynthetic process from L-tryptophan
Cellular component (GO): cytoplasm
Molecular function (GO): iron ion binding; 3-hydroxyanthranilate 3,4-dioxygenase activity
Source: RefSeq, a predicted model, not a curated record
GACUGAAGCACGCCAUGUUUCGAUUGAGGAUAAGGAAUAAUAAUAUGAGCCGGAGCUGCCACGCUCAAUUUCAGACAAUAUCCUGAGUACAGAGAAGAACCCGCCUGCGGAAUGUUGGCUCCAGCGCUAAAUUUGCCCAAAUGGCUCGAGGAAAACUCCCAUCUACUCCAGCCACCCAUCAACAACUACUGCGUCUACCACCCCUCCGCCCCCGCAACCCAAGGCUAUACGGUGAUGGUCGUUGGAGGACCAAACGUCAGAACGGACUACCACAUCAACCCCACCCCGGAAUUUUUCUACCAGCAUCGUGGCUCCAUGCUGCUAAGGACUGUCGACCAGUCCACUUCCCCGCCCACCUUCCAGGACAUCCCCAUCCACGAGGGUUCCUUGUUCCUCUUGCCUGCUAACACGCCCCAUUGUCCCGUGCGCUUUGCAGAUACGGUGGGUGUGGUGCUAGAGGUGCCUCGACCGGAAAAUGCCACGGACUGUAUGCGUUGGUAUUGUAAGGGGUGUGGAGAGAUUGUCUGGGAGAAAAAGUUUCACUGCACGGAUUUGGGUACUCAGGUCAAAGAGGUGGUCGAGGAGUUCGCUGCUGACGAUGAAAAGAGGAAAUGCAAGGCAUGUGGGUCUGUGAGGAGUGUGAGAUAUGAAGACGGGGAAGUCGUGCAGCCGCCUAGAGCACCAGAAUAGGCCCGCUAUGAAAAAGUACUAGAGCAAAUAAUGAUAUCCUCACUUGCACCAGCAUGUUUAGCUCAUCCGGAAACACUGGGGGCACUGAUAUCCACUAUACAGUUAAAGUGACUCGAAUAAUAGCCAUCGUGGAUACAAUCGUACCACACACGAUAUAUGGGCUUGAAAAGCCGACAAGGAUUUUUCAGCAAACGAAACUAGUAUAGAAAGCCGACAAAGGUGGCGAGUUGAGUAUAAACA